Gamsiella multidivaricata is the source of this 1221-nucleotide messenger RNA. Its product is annotated as kinase-like domain-containing protein. NCBI's taxonomy places the organism in Eukaryota, Fungi, Mortierellomycota, Mortierellomycetes, Mortierellales, Mortierellaceae. The transcript is spliced from 5 exons. Bases 1 to 1221 code for a protein of 406 amino acids. Gene Ontology annotation, molecular function: protein serine/threonine kinase activity; ATP binding. Gene Ontology annotation, cellular component: cytoplasm. The record is from RefSeq and is a predicted model, not a curated record. Gene Ontology annotation, biological process: protein phosphorylation; intracellular signal transduction.
AUGCAGUUCUCGAAACCGCACGAGGUCAAAGAGACCCUCGAUGCCUCUGUUACCCAAAACGAGGAUGGCUCAAGACAGCUGAAAAAUUACAGCCUCAUAAAGGUGAUAGGCAAAGGUGCCUUUGGGAAGGUCCACCUGGCCAUUGACCCGGAGACCAAGGUCCAUUAUGCUGCUAAAGAGUUCAGCAAAUCCAAAUUAAGAAAAAAGGAUAAGGCCAAUUUGUUCAAUCUCGGCCCUCGUGGACGAGGUCGUGGUGGUCGAAGAAGAGGCCCAGGAGCAGAUGACGCCCCUGGUUUGAGUGCGGGGUCGCCUUUGGACCUGAUCCGUGGCGAAGUCGCCAUUCUCAAGAAAUUAAACCACCCUAACAUUGUCCGGCUUUACGAGGUGCUCGAUGUAGCGACGGAUGACUCCAUGUACAUGAUUUUUGAAUAUUGCGAGCAAGGAGCUCUCAUGGAGGUUUCUCUGACUGAGGAGUACAAGGCCGCCUAUGGGGAUGCAGAGUGUCGCAGCGUCUUCCGACAGAUCAUCCUUGGAAUCGAAUAUCUCCAUGAGCACGGCAUCAUCCAUCGCGACAUCAAGCCCGAUAAUUUGCUGCGAUCCCACGGUGUUGUCAAAAUUGUCGACUUCGGUGUGUCAGAGAUGUUCGACAAGAAGGGUGACGACAUGACCAAGAAAUCCGCUGGCAGCCCUGCGUUCAUGGCGCCCGAACUCUGUCGUCCUGAUCAUGGCGAGGUUUCUGGAAGGGCGACGGAUAUCUGGUCGAUGGGCAUUACGCUUUACUGUUUGAGGUACGGUCGUUUGCCCUACGUCUCCGAAUCGAUCCUGGAAAUGCAGCGUGUGAUCCGGGAGGAAGAUUUUGAGAUUCCUGAGGAGAAGGACCCACGGUUUGAGAGCCUGAUCAGGAAGUUACUGGAGAAGGAUCCAAACAAGCGUAUCACCAUUGACGAACUGAGGAAUGAUCCUUGGGUAACUGAUGAUGACAAGUGGCCAUUGAUGAGCAAGGAAGAGAACACGGCUACUGCCGUAACAAACAUUACCGAAGCCGAGCUCAAGGGCGCCAUUCGAAAGAUCAACAGCCUAGCAGCAGUGGUAUGUCCCUACGCUCCCCCAAGUACCCUGGUGUUGGAUCAUCUAUGCACUUUCAGGCUAGAACGACUACUUACGGCGAUUCUUUUCUUGUGUUCAAUGAUGCUUCAUAGUUCAAAUUUAUCUCGAACCUAA